Effrenium voratum is the source of this 507-nucleotide messenger RNA. Lineage: Eukaryota; Dinophyceae; Suessiales; Symbiodiniaceae. The record is from the annotation of a GenBank genome assembly.
AUGGCUCAGCCAAGUAGCGUGUGCAUCUGCGUGACGGCCACAUCAGUCGCCCGCCGUACGUGCAGCGCAAGCAGCGCGUGCAGCGCGUGCAGCGCGUGCAGCGCAAGCAGCGCAUGCAGCGCAUGCAGUGCAUGCAGCGUUGCGUGCUCCACUGUGGAGUGCAAGAAGCGGUGCCCAUUCCAGGCGGCCCAGCUGAACUGCCGGUGCUGUCCUGACAGUCACGAACCUUAUCAGGCUUACCAGACUUGCUUUGAGAGCUGGGCCAAGCCUGCCCUCGGCGGCCUUGGCAGCCUCGGCAGCCUCGGCAGCCUUGGCAGCCUCGACUGUACGAUCCCAACAUGGCAUCAUCACGAUUCGAAGCUUGAACCUAUCUUGAUUAGAGAUGACGGCCUCAGGCCGCCAUUCUUUGCGCAGCUGGUGAUAGCGCCUUGGCCGGUGCUGUCCGUGAUUUGUGGCACCCGUCGGAACUUGCCUGUGACGUUCAGCGGCAGCCUGGCACAGGCCUAG